Plutella xylostella (diamondback moth) is the source of this 1795-nucleotide messenger RNA. RefSeq lists its product as uncharacterized. NCBI's taxonomy places the organism in Eukaryota, Metazoa, Arthropoda, Insecta, Lepidoptera, Plutellidae. The record is from RefSeq and is a predicted model, not a curated record.
CCGACCGAGCCCGCCGCCUCACGCGCGACGCAAAUUGUAACCGUUUCUGAACGCACGCGGGAAAUAGUUGCGUCAAAAAUUCAAAAAAGGAAAAAAUUAAAAAGUUGGAGUUUUGUUUUUUACUGGAGUGAACUGUAAAAAUGGGUGCCAGUGCUAAUGUUGUUGCCGCGGUUUUGCUGCUUUCUGUGGUGAUGGCUGUUCCCACGGGAGGACCGCAGCGACACAAAUUUGAAGAGAAUGCUGGAGAUCUCAGCGCGGAGUCUUCGGAGAUCGUCUCUGAGUCGGUGGCGCCGCCGCCGUCGCUGCGUCAUCAGGAGCCGCUGGCCGCCGCCUCGUCGGUGCCCGGCCAGGCCACAGAACUAGAGGGAGAUGCACAAAACUUCUUCCCGAGCUUCGCGAACCUCUUCGAGCCGCGACAGCACAGCAAUAACUACCGCCUCGGCUUCGGCAAUCAGGAGGCCGCGUAUAGCCAAAGACCCAACUCCUACAGAUCCCUGCUGAACUAUCCCAACCUGUUCGGGAACUACAGAAGCUUAGACAGCUUCGGCAAGCAGAACACGCCGGCCCCAGCGGCCCCCGUGGCCGAGGCCAGCCCGAGCAUCCUCGGCUCAGGGAACUUCGGCGUCAUCACGGGAGGAACAUUCUUCGCUCAAAAUGACGACGAGGAGUCAGACUUCAGUGACACGUACAGUUCGUACUAUAACAACGGGCACGGGCGGCCCGCGCUCGGCCUCGGAUACAUCGCCAACCCGCGACCCAACUACAGCCAGGACCAGUUCGCAAACUUCAGAGACUUUGCCGACAUCAAUACCCCAUCCAACGCCGCCUACUCGCACUUCGUGGUCGUCUACGCGAACAAGAACGCCACCUUAGACGAAGUGAGCGAGGAAUCCAGGAGAGUGGUCUCCGAGCCCAAGAAUAUAUUCGAAACCCUCGAGCUACUAGACAAGACUGAGCCGAUAGAGGCGACUAAAGCUCCCCCGAAACUGUCCAAAUCGAAAGCGAAGUUGGCAGCUCUGAAGCAGAAGAGCUUAGCCAAGAAAGAGCAAUGGAAGAAGGCAAGUGUAAAGCCAGUGAGCCUCAAACACGACGCGGAAGAGCCGUUGCUCGCGUUAAGUUAAGACCAGUGUGUGUAUUUCAAAGACUUGACUUUAUUGCGUAAGUGAUCGGAAACCAGUAGAGCAAGUGACUGCUCGUCGCACGUCGUCGCGUGGAUUGAAUGUGACGUGUGGAAAAGUGAAGCUAGAUUUAAAUUGACAGGCAGAUAAUGUGUGCAGAUCACAAUGAUUUAAUUUUCAAUAAAAAUAAUUAUCUGACAAAAUUAAAUGGUGUUCAUGGACUAGACCAGUUAGGUACUUAUCAUGUACUUAUGUUCAUACCUAAUAAGGCUGUGCGCACUGCGAUUUGUUGUGCGCGCAUUAUGAUAAAAAAAACGCGUGGAAAUCAGUUAUAUUAAAAUGAUGAAUCGUGUUGCCAAAAGUCGCGCUACAAAAAAUAGUAGUGCGUGCAGGCUAUAACCAAGAAUAAUUUAGUGCCUAUUAUGCGUAAAAUGUUCACUGAGCUCCUUCCCAAUAGCUAUCUAAUGUAAACAUACAUUGUUCAAAGAACUACUGCACUAGAUAUCAGAUCUGUUUUAUUGACUACCUACUGUAAAGAAGUUAGAUUUGUUUAAGUAUAACAUUUUGUUUGUAAUGUACCUAUAUUUGCUGUGUUUAAAUGAGAUUCGUGUGUUAGGUGAUGUAUGUUCGUAAAUUGAAUACAAACUGAUAAUAAAAUAAAUUAAAUUUAUAAGUAA